AUGAGGUUGUUCCAUGUUGCUGUUAAGGGAAAAGCUCUUAGUUGGUUGGAAAGGCAGCCUGCAAGACGUAUUCCGACAUGGGAUGAUUUAUCUCAGAAGUUCUUUUCUGAGUUCUUCUCAAUAGAGAGAUACAAUCAGAUGGUGAAUGACAUCACCAAUUUCACUCAAUCAGAGGGUGAAACUAUAUGUGCAGCAUGGAACAGAUUCAAGGAUUUAAUGAGGUGUCCUCAUUAUAACUUGACUGCUGGCAACCAAGUAAGAAUUUUCUUCAACGGUUGUAAACCUGAGGUUCGAAUGGUGCUGAAUGGUGCAGCAGGUGGCACGAUUAAAUCUUUGAGGGCAAAUGAGACUCUUGAAUUGAUUGAGAGAAUGGCUACCAAUGAAAAUGAAGGGUUGUCAUCUAAACCUAAGAGAGGUAUCCUUCAACUGGAAGGUAAUGAUGUGGUGCUAGCUGCAAAUAAAUUAUUAUCUCAGCAAAUGGCAACUCUGACAGAGAGGCUUGAUAAGAAGCAACUUUCUAAUGUUCAGACUAAAGUUGCGGCAGUUGUGUCUGAAUAUUGCAAGGACAAUCACGAGUCUAAUGAAUGUCCUUCCUUGUUGUCUUCUGAUCCUCCUCAACAAAUGCAUGUUAAUGGCAUUUGGUAUGACCAGAGACCUCUACCACAAAAUAUUCCAAGAAAUCAGAAUUUUCCUUCUGGAAGUAAUUUUCAGAGGAGGGUGCAAGGAACUGAGACUAGGGCCAAUACCAAAAAUACAAAUGCAUCUAUCAGAAAUUUAGAGAAUCAGAUUAGCCAACUGGCUAAGCAAAUUGCUGAUAGAACUCCAGGUACCUUCCCUAGUAAUACAAUUACUAAUCCAAAGGAAGAUUGUACGGCUAUCACAACUCGAAGUGGUAAAGUGGUGGCAGCUCCGGAAAAGCCAAACAUAAAUGUAGGAGCUGAAGAGAAGUUUAAGGAGGUUAAGGAGCCGGAAAAAGAAGUGGUAAUUCCUUUUACUGUUGAGAAGCCUUUUCAGAAAGGUGAAGAAGAAGAGCAGAUGAUUGUUGCUGAAAAGAAGAAAUUUGUGUUGAGUUCUGAAUAUGUGAGAGCCAUGGCACCUUAUCCUGAAAUAUUCAAGAAAGAUGCUCAGAAGCAGCAAUAUGCCAGAUUUCUUAAUAUCUUCAAAAAGUUGCAUGUUAAUAUAGCCUUUGUUGAAGCCUUGAAGAAGUUUCCUCCCAAGCUUCGUGAUGCAGAAAGUUUUAAUAUUCCUAUUGCUAUUGGUAACAUAAAUGUUGGCAAAGCUUUGUGUGAUCUUGGGGCAAGUAUAAAUUUGAUGCCAUUGUCCGUGUAUAAAUCUUUGGGGAUAUCUGAGCUCAAACCUACUAUGGUUUCCUUGCAACUUGCUGACAAAUCUUUAAGGAAAUCCAAUGGUAUAAUUGAAGAUUUCCUUGUGAAAGUGGACAAAGGAAGUGGGGAAACAGAAAAAUCUUCUAGUCAAGAGCUUGAUGAAGAACUCGAGGCGCAUGAUAUUGUUCAUUUUAAGGAAGAAAAGAAUGUAGCAUUUGAGGUUUUUGAAAAGAAAGAUGAUGACAAAGAAGAUGGUGCCCUAAAAGUGGAGUUGAAAGAGCUUCCUGAAACUCUUAAAUACAUCUUCUUGAGUGAUGAGGAGACUUACCCUGUUAUCAUUAAUAAGGGAUCGUCUUUUGAGCAAGAACGAAGGUUGAUUGAAGUGCUGAAGGAACAUAAGACUGCCAUAAGGUGGUCUGUCUCUGAUUUGAAAGGUAUAGAUCCUUCUUUCUGUACCCACAAAAUUGACAUGGAGGAUGAUGUCAAACAUGUGAGGAAACCUCAAAGGAGGCAUAAUCCUACAAUGAAGAAGAUUCUUCUUCCAUCCUUUGGUUUGACUAUUGCUGGGGACAACAAUUCUUUAAAUCUGGGAAUGGUAGGCUUUUGA
This is a messenger RNA of Gastrolobium bilobum, 1932 nucleotides long. RefSeq lists its product as uncharacterized. NCBI's taxonomy places the organism in Eukaryota, Viridiplantae, Streptophyta, Magnoliopsida, Fabales, Fabaceae. The transcript is spliced from 5 exons. The record is from RefSeq and is a predicted model, not a curated record. The coding region runs from base 1 to 1932 and encodes 643 amino acids.